Molecule: messenger RNA, 5300 nt
Organism: Oncorhynchus kisutch (coho salmon)
Lineage: Eukaryota; Metazoa; Chordata; Actinopteri; Salmoniformes; Salmonidae
Product: small ubiquitin-related modifier 2-like
Exons: 19
Coding region: 90-2261 (723 amino acids)
Biological process (GO): protein localization to cell surface; intracellular protein transport; Golgi to plasma membrane transport
Cellular component (GO): trans-Golgi network
Molecular function (GO): small GTPase binding; ubiquitin binding; phosphatidylinositol binding
Source: RefSeq, a predicted model, not a curated record
CUCCUCCCUCACCACUUUUUCCCCGUUCACGACCGGUGCCCCGCGGCUCAGCAUAAUCGAAUUGGCCCAUUGGUGUCUCCGCAGUGAAUAUGGCGGAUGCGGAAGGGGAGUCGCUGGAGUCGUGGCUCAACAAAGCCACCAACCCAUCCAACAGGCAGGAAGACUGGGAGUACAUUAUAGGAUUCUGUGACCAAAUCAAUAAGGAAUUGGAAGGCCCACAGAUUGCUGUGAGAUUGUUAGCCCAUAAAAUCCAGUCCCCACAAGAAUGGGAGGCGAUACAGGCUUUGAUGGUUUUAGAAGCUUGCAUGAAGAACUGCGGGAAAAGGUUCCACAAUGAAGUUGGGAAAUUUAGGUUUCUAAAUGAACUCAUCAAAGUGGUGUCACCUAAAUAUCUAGGUGACAGAGUGUCAGAGGUGGUGAAGAAGAGAGUGGUAGAUAUGCUCUUCAGCUGGACACUCUCUUUACCCAAUGAGGCCAAGAUCAGUGAUGCUUAUCAAAUGCUGAAGAAACAAGGUAUUGUCACAGUUGACCCUGAGCUUCCUCUGGAUAAGACACUGAUGCCGUCGCCCUCCUCCCGGCCCAAGAACCCUGUGUUUGAGAACGAGGAGAAGAGCAAGCGACUGGCCGAGCUUCUGAAGAGCAAAAAGCCUGAGGAUCUACAGGAGGCCAACCGCCUGAUCAAAAACAUGGUCAAAGAGGAUGAGGUGAGGCUGCAGAGAGCGUCGAAGCGCAGCAGCACCCUGGAGGAGGUCAACAACAGUGUUAAACUGCUCAACGAGAUGCUCAGCCACUUCAGCAGGGACCAAUCAACGGACGGAGACAAGGAGCUUAUCAAAGAGCUUUACGGUGACUGUGACAAGUUGAGGGGGACUGUGUUCAAGCUGGCCACAGAGACAGAGGACAAUGACAGCAGCUUAGGUGACAUAUUGCAGGCCAGUGAUGACCUGUCCCGCGUCAUCAACUCCUAUAAGAGGAUUGUGGAGGGACAGACUGUCAAUGGAGAGAUGGAGCCACUUGGACUGUCAACUACUACACAAUGUACCAAAGACAGCAACCAGUCUGAGAUCCUGGUAGACCUGGCUGGUCUGGACCUCCAGAGCCCCUCCCCACCAGAGCAUCCUCCUCUAGCCCAGCACGUAGACUUCAUCCCAGCCGACCUGCUGUACGGGUCUGCCCCCCUCCAGGAUCUUCAGGCCUGCCCUGCCAUGGAGGACCCCAGUCCCAGAAAACCCUCUGCUGCACUGUCUCUACUGGACAAGGAGCUCCUCUCUCUAGGACUUAAUGACCCAGUUCCUGCAAAAGAUGACUUGAAUAAUCCGUGGAGGACAUUUUUGCAGGCUCCCAACCCAGUUUUGGACCUGUUUGGCAGCGCCCUCCCAGCUACUGUAUUCUCUGCAGCUUCUACGGACCAGUUAGGAGCUUCUACAACAGAGCCUGUUUCUAAGACAGCCGCCCCACAAUCCUCAGUGGCAGCCUCCUUCCCCUACCCCAGUGCUGCUGCCCAGGCAGUCUCCGCCUCCCUGAACCACAGUCUGCAGGACCUGGACAUGUUGGAUUUGGGUAGCCCCAAGAGCAUGCCUGGUGUGAUCAACACUGGCGACCUGUUUGGGAUGGGUGAGGCUAUGGGUACCACUGCCUCCCCGAGAAUUGGGAUCCCCGCCUCCAGAUCCAGCCCUCUCCCUCUGGGUAUCCUACAGGCUGCUGCUGCUGCAGCCCCUACCUUGUCCCCUAAGACCCAAGCUGAUGACAGCCCCCUUCUCCGCUCCCUGUCCCCCAUCCUGAUUCUCCCGCUGGGGCAGGCCAGCCCAGCCAAGUUCCCUGAGAUCUCCCUAAGUAACGUCCACGUCCCCCUAGAAGCCAUCAAGCCAAGCAAGCUGUGUCCUGUGACGGCCUAUGAUAAAGACGGGGUCCGCGUUCUCCUGCACUUUGCCACCGACUGUCCGCCGGGCCGGCCGGACGUGCUGGUGAUGGUGGUGUCCAUGCUGAACACGGCACCUCUUCCCGUCAUGAACAUGGUCCUACAGGCUGCUGUACCCAAGUCGAUGAAGGUGAGACUACAACCGCCCUCGGGAACUGACCUGGCGCCUUUUAACCCCAUCUUUCCCCCCGCCGCCAUCACUCAAGUCAUGCUGCUGGCCAACCCACUAAUGGAGAAGGUCCGGAUGAGAUACAAGCUGACGUUCACACUGGGAGAGCAGCAGUGCACAGAGACUGGGGAGGUUGACCAGUUCCCCCCAGCCGAGAUAUGGGGGGCUCUAUAGCCCCCCUAACCCCAAAAUGGUGCCAGGGACAAUACAGCAACACAUGGUGGGGACAGCUUGAGUCAGUUGACGCUACAAAGACUAUUUGGGGGAGAAUCAAUGUAUUUGCUAAUGUUUCAUAUACGAGUAAGUUAUUAAGCGCUAUUAUCAUUAUGCCAUUCGUUACAUUGUCCUUCUGUUAGGUGUCAUGUUUAUUUAUAUAUACUUCAAACCCAAUCUUCUCUGAAUGGAAUUGUUACAGAAUUGCUGCACUUUAGAAAUGCCAUACAGACUUACAAUGUUUGGUUUUAGAGCAGUCAUAUACACUUGGAAAUUUUACUUUAAACGGUCAAGAAGAGCCAGCCUAGCAUGUGAUAAGAGUGGAGGUUAUCACAUGAUAUACAUCUGGCACUUACACAAUACUUUUACAAUGAACUACCAGUAAUUGGACAGGGAAAAUCUCCCGAUUGUCACAGUUAAUGGAAAAGAAGCCAUAGACUAGUAGCAUACAUGUAUCUCUUUUCCACCUGCCCCCUUUCACUUUAUUCCAAAUAUGAUACCUCAGUAGAAAAUGAUGGAGCAGAUAACUGACAGUACAGACAGCUAAAUGCUGAACACUUGCAUAAUGUUGUUGAGAAGGUCUUUGAAUAUAUUCAAAAUAAUUAUUUGUAUUUUGGGAGUGCUAUUUAUCUGGUCAGGUGGGAAUUUUCUAUUUCUACCUAUAUAUUUCUAUUAGUGCUAUUUUGACAUGUUUCAGUUAUGGGAGGUGGUGGCCUGCCAAGUUGUGUGACUGAGAAUCUUUAAGUAUUUAUGUAUUUAUUUUUUAGGUGCUUGUCAUGAAAGUAUUGGUUUCCCGAGAUGGUGUUAGUUAAGCAAGCUCUGUCUUCUGUUUUGAGAUCAGUUUACUGCUGAAAUUCUUCCCUGCAUACUUAACUUUGAAUGGCUUGGUAACAAUUUAAUAUUAGUUUGUAGAAACCUGGGGCUUAUCCAGGAGGGUGAAAUAUCGCAGCACUUUCAGAUAGACCUGUAUUGAGUAGAAUAGGGAAGCUUGUUUGAAUAGGGAAGCUUGUCAGCUCUAUACAUUACAUUUCUAUCUGCGACAGCUUAACCCUUGCAUCCCCAUUCAAACAGCCUAUAGUGAAGGUGCUUUGCCUGCAGUGGUACAAUAGGACAUGAAUCGGUAUCUCAAAAUAGGGCUUAUGGUUGUCCCUUGCAAUGUACUUGUAUGUAACAGGAGUGUCUGACUGUCUAUUCUGCCUGUCUGCGUUAUGAAGCUAUUUUCUGUUAUCAGUACCAGUGUUACAAUGGGAGGACUCUUCCAAACUUUAAUAUAAAUUGUUGCUCUAUUUAUUGUCCAUUUUAGAGAUUGUGCAUUAAAUGUGUGGUUAUUUAAUGGGAUUGAACAGAAGUAAGUACUGUAUAUGUAUUUUCGAAGAACUGUUUUACCGCAUGAAGAAUUAGUCUUAAUUUUAAAGAAUUGCCACAUGCUGUAUGUGGUAUGUUCAUUUGCCUGCCCUAACCCACUUGCGCCCAUACAGACGUUGAUUUCCGGCGAGGAAACGCCUAUAAAUAAUCAAACCUCCUGGAACAUGUCAUUUUACUUUUGUAUUUUUAAGUUUAGUUUCACACCAACAAGCAACACUGGGCACACACACUGUGAAUGCUCAGAAAUGUAACACUGUGCACACACUGUGAGUGCUCAGAAAUGUAUCGUCAUGGAAAAAGAGCAGCACAGACUGCUCUCCAAACUGGCGCAGAUGGAAGUCGCGCUCCUGCCCAAGCUUCGUGGAGAAAGCGCAAAGUCGCUGAAGUGUAGCAGCCAUGGCAGACGAAAAACCCAAGGAAGGAGUAAAGACGGAGAACAAUGACCACAUCAACUUGAAGGUGGCAGGACAAGACGGCUCAGUGGUGCAGUUCAAGAUCAAAAGGCACACACCUCUCAGCAAACUCAUGAAAGCAUAUUGCGAAAGACAGGUAAGGCAACAUCCAUUGACUAACAAACAUGCAUGUGUAGGACAUGGGGAUGUGUGAAACUUACUCCUCAGCCUGAAGUAUCCCCACUUGCGAUAGGGAGUAGCUAGCUUUCCAUGUGGCGCGGUCUGGUAAUACGCUUCAGGAGGGAGGUCACGUGUGCUAACAGGGCAGAGCUCCCGAGUUCGCGCAAGGUAUGAGCCGAAUCAGGAGGAAGUGGUACUCGCUUCGUGACGUCCUGUAUACAUGCACUCAGACUGAGGGUUUUAUUGCCAUGCACAAGUUCCCUUGAUUGAAGAAUUGCGUAUUUGCAGUUCAAAUUUUUGUGUCUUGUGAUGCCUUUCCACAGGGCCUGACGAUUAGGCAAAUCCGGUUCCGGUUUGAUGGUCAACCCAUCAACGAGACAGACACACCAGCACAAUUGGAAAUGGAAGAUGAAGACACAAUUGAUGUGUUCCAGCAGCAAACGGGAGGUUUUCUUCACUAGGGGCCUAUGUUCCCCACCAACACCCCUACCUCCCCUGUCAGCUCGCCUCUACGUUCCCUAAUAAUGUAUUUUCUGAAACUCUGCUUCUAACUCCUAUCCCUAGGCACUUAAUGCCAAUCUGAAAAGAUUGGAUAGGUUUGACCAAUAUGUUAAUAUGACUUGCUGUGUUAUAGCCGUACUUCCAAUCCUUUCAGGUAUACAGGAGUUGGGUCAAUUUGGGGUUCAGCAUACCUAGUUCUACACGUGUCAAUACCAUUCAUUCUGAUAUUCACAUAACAUACGGUUGUAUAUUAUUGAGUUUAUUCUGUACAUAAACAUCUGAGUGAGAGUACCCAUUGUCAGAUCCUGUUUCAUGUGCUGAACUAAUCCAGCAAUCAAAGCCUACAAUUCUGGACAAUGUCUUUUGGAAGGUGUGUAAGUUCUUUACAUCUAAUUCACCCGUUUUGACAAUUGCUGGUCAGACUUCUGUUUUCAGAGAUGGAUUCUUUCUUUUUAAUAAUUGUAGAUGUUGUUUGCGAUGCAACUUGUAUUGAUGUUCUCCAAUAAGCCUGCAUUUAAAUCGACUCACAUGUUAUUGUUAAAUAAAUUGAUUCUUUUUUAAA